Molecule: messenger RNA, 3063 nt
Organism: Agelaius phoeniceus (red-winged blackbird)
Lineage: Eukaryota; Metazoa; Chordata; Aves; Passeriformes; Icteridae
Source: RefSeq, a predicted model, not a curated record
AUGGAAAGCCCACAGAUAAACUUCCCUCUAGGUCUGGUCUCAGACCAAAAAAGGAGCAGGAUCCAAGAGGAUGGGAGUCCUCCACUGAAAAAAGCAAUGACAGAAAUGCAUGUAAAUAACAAAGUACAGGUAGUAAUAAAUAAGUUGCCAACAAUAAAGAAGGAAAACCUGGAUGACUAUGGCGAAACUCCGGUGGAGGCUGAUGGGGAAACCACCAAGGCAAACAGUGCUUCACUAUCUGAGCCUUUGAGUUUAAAUCCAGGUUUGAAGCACACGUUGGCACAGUUCCACCUAAGCAGCCAGAGUUCGCUGGGUGGACCUGCAGCUUUUUCAGCUCGGUAUUCCCAGGAGAGUAUGUCACCCACUGUCUUCCUGCCUCUCCCAUCACCACAAAUCCUCUCUGGUCCGCUGCUCAUCCCUCCAGACAGCUCUACAGAACUCACGCAGACCCUGCUGGAGGGGGAAUCCAUCUCUUGUUUCAAAGUCGGAGGGGAAAAAAGACUUUGCCUGCCUCAAGUGUUGAAUUCGGUUCUCCGAGACUUCUCCUUGCAGCAGAUCAACACGGUGUGUGAUGAGCUGUACAUCUACUGCUCCAGGUGCACUUCUGACCAGCUUCACAUUCUGAAGGUUUUGGGAAUUCUUCCGUUCAACGCUCCGUCCUGCGGGCUCAUCACGCUGACGGACGCUCAGAGACUAUGCAACGCUUUACUGCGCCCUCGCACUUUUCCCCAAAGUGGCAGCUUCCUCCCUGGUAAGAACACCUUGGCCCAGCUGAAAGAGACUGGCAGUGCCUUUGAAGUAGAGCACGAAUGCCUGGGGAAGUGCCAGGGGUUGUUUGCACCUCAGUUCUACCUUGCCCCGGAUGAUCCCUGUAUCCAGUGCUUGGAAUGCUACGGGAUGUUCUCACCCCAGACCUUCGUGAUGCAUUCACACAGAUCCCCUGACAAGAGGACCUGCCACUGGGGGUUUGAGUCGGCCAAGUGGCACUGCUACCUGCACAUUAACCAAAAAUACCUGGGCACGUCUGAGGAGAGAGAGCUGAAGCAUCUCUUGGAGGAAAUGAAGGAGAAAUUCAGUGAGAAAAAUCAGAAAAGAACUCGGUCCAAAGUAAGUUCACCUGGUAACCUGGAAUUAUCGCAGUGGUAUCCAGUUAUAAAGCAAGAAGCAGAAACUGAUCCUCAACCACCUUCCUUUUUCCACCCCAGUUACUACCUUUAUAUGUGUGAUAAAGUGGUUGCCCCGAAUGUGUCUCUUGCAUCUCAAUAUAAGGAUGUUGCAAAAACAUCAGUAAAAGCUUCAGAAGUCAAUAAAUCCUCACCUGGGCAGUCAGAGAAGAAGCUCAGUAGUGGAAAGCACAAAAAAGCUGCCUCCUAUCCAGAGCUUUCUCUUGAAGAGCAGGAAAAAAUUGACUUGAAAACUGGGGUGGAGCAGCCAAAUAAACGUUUAGAUCCUCCCGUGUCAACUCGUGCUGCGAGAGGUGCAAAGUGUGAGCGCGUUUCUUCCAAAAUCACCAGGGACUCUGGCCGUGCUGAGGGAGGUGCUGAUGCACCAACCUUGUCCCCCACACUCAUGAAGGACAUCAGCUGUGAGGAUGACAAGGGAAGGAUCAUGGAAGAAGUCAUGAAAACCUACAUCAAGCAGCAGGAGAAGCUGAACACGAUUUUGCGGAGGAAGCAGCAGCUCCAAAUGGAAGUGGAAAUGUUAAGCAACUCUAAAGCUAUGAAGGAAUUGACUGAAGAGCAGCAGAAUUUACAAAAAGAACUCGAAUGUUUGCAAGCAGAGCAUGCACAAAGAAUGGAGGAAUUUUAUUUUGAGCAGAGAGACUUGGAGAAGAAACUGGACCAAGUGAUGAAGCAAAAAUGUAGCUGUGACUCCAAUUUGGAAAAAGAUAAAGAAGCUGAAUAUGCAGCACAGCUGGCAGAGCUGAGGCAGAGGUUGGAUCAUGCAGAGGCAGAUAGACAAGAGCUUCAGGAUGAACUGAGACAGGAACGAGAGGCUCGGGAAAAGCUGGAGAUGAUGAUAAAGGAAUUGAAGCUACAGAUCCUGAAAUCUUCCAAAAACGGGAAAGGAAAAUAGAAAUUGGAAGAGGAAGCAUGACUGUGUCCUUCAAACAGGGUGUUUUGGUUUUAAUGAUUGUGAACAAUUUUUGUGUGCUGAGAAAAAGUGUUCUCUCUGGAUUUCUAUUUCCAGACAGGUCCAGAUGAACAUAUACAUAGAUAUAAAUAAAUAGAGAUAGACAUUUUUAGAUUUUCCUAGCCAAUGAAAAUCUGCAUUGAUUUGUACUGGUGUUUUUCUCAAACGAUGAAAAAUACGAAACUCUUGAUUUAGAGUGACCAGUUUCUGUCUAUUUCUAAUGCAGUCUUAAGGACUCUACACCUUUUAACAUUGUCUGUUAAAACAUGUGUGGGUAUCUUUAUUUUGCUAUCAAUUGCACAUCCAGUUAUAAAAGUACAUUAAAAAUAUCCUCAAUUCUUCAAGGUCUUAAAUAGUUUGGGUUUCAGUGAGAAUUAAAUAUUCUUGAACUGAGGAAAGUAAAGGCAGCUUUUUGUCUGUAAGACAGAGCUCAAAAUUGCCACAACUGAUUGAUGAUUGAGUAUCAAAAGUGAUUUACCAGCAUGAGUUUUUCCCAUAAUUUCAUUGUGUGAAGUCAGCUGAUCUUUUCAGUAUUGUCUAUUUAACAACUCAUUAUCAGUCUAAGGAGUGUUAGAGCCAGCACUUGCUUGCUCUGCUGGAAAACAUUAGGGGUUGGUUUUUUGUUUUGUUUUGGUUUUGUGAAUUAAAAAAAUUGCAGUUACAGUGGAAUCUUGAGAAGUUAAAAAUUCACAAGUUUUCUUCUGUUGUUUUCUGUCUAGUACAUAUGAAAGAAACAUUAUUAAAAGGCUUAAAGGUGGGGCUUUUCCUUUUAGAAACUGAGAAAGCUUGACUUAACUGUUUUUCAGAUAUUAACGCUUUCAAGAAAAAGAAUAUUUAUUAUAAAGAAAUAUGUAUUAAUUUCUUCAGUACCCUAAGCCUCCACACUUGGAGCUUCUUGCCAACUAGUGGAUUUUUCUUUCAUCACAUAGA